Pseudopodoces humilis (Tibetan ground-tit) is the source of this 9362-nucleotide messenger RNA. It is a transcript of the gene SLC66A3, whose product is annotated as solute carrier family 66 member 3. Lineage: Eukaryota; Metazoa; Chordata; Aves; Passeriformes; Paridae. The record is from RefSeq and is a predicted model, not a curated record.
AUGGCGUCGGUGCUGCUGGACCUGGUGCACUUGACAACCUGGGCCGUGUGUGCCGUGAUCAAGCUGCCGCAGCUGGUGGCGGUGCUGAGGGCCGGCUCGGCGUCGGGACUCAGCCUGAGCAGCCUCCUCAUGGAGCUGGCCGGCCACAUUGUGUUUCUGAGGUACCAGAUCUACUAUGGUUACCCUCUGAAGACAUACCUGGAGUAUCCCAUCAUCAUUACACAAGAUGUCAUUCUCAUUUACUGUAUUAUGCAUUUCAGUGGAAAUGCGAAACGCGCUUUGGUCUAUGCACUCAUAUAUUGGGGGGGCUGGUACAUUCUAACACUGGAGAAGUGGAUAAUAGACCUGGCUAUGAAUGUGUGCACGUUCAUCAGUGCAGCUAGUAAGCUGGUUCAGCUGCAGCAUCUCUGGCAGACCAAAGAUUCCGGACAAAUGAGCACCCUGACCUGGGGAAUGUCUGUAUACACUUCUUCAGCAAGAAUUAUUACAACUGUAAUGACUACAAAUGAUCUUGCAGUUCUCAUCCGUUUCAUAAUCAUGCUCAUUCUCAAUAUUUGGGUCACAGCUACAAUCCUGCACUACAGGAAGACUAAAAAGACUGGUUAGAAGACACUCAUCAGUACAUAUAUCAUUACCAUGAAAAAAAUAUAUAAUUAAGCCUAAAGAAUUUAAGAAUUCCUCAAAGACUGAGGAAGCUGUCUUUCUCUAAUAUUUGCCCUUUAGCAUAUUUCUAAGUAUUUACAGUACUUACAGACUUACAAUGUAGUACAUUCAUGAUUAUUUUCUCUUAGAAAUAAUUCUGAUAAGAUAUUUAAUUUAAGCAGCAUAUUUUUAUUGGUCAUUUCAGACAAGUUUCACUGAUACCACAUUUUCUCUGGAUUCUUUUUACUACAAGGUAUUUCAUAAUUAGAUGUAUAUAUACUCUGGUUUCACUUCAUUACUUUCUGGUUACAUAUAAGCAAUUUUCUUCAUAUACAUGAUCAAUUUUGCACCAACAUACUGACUCGUCCUUCUGCUGCAAGACUGAAAAACCACAACAGAUGUUUGUCUUCUUCUUGCAAGCAACUCAAGUUAGUUCAGCAUUAACUGUCUGUAUUUUAGGAUGAAGAAAAUCUGAGUCAAGGCCCAAUCCAGAACAAGAUUCUAAAUGUCUUUUACUAUGUCACAAAUCCAGUUGGGAUUGUAGCACUUACAUGCAACACUUAAAUAGUACAAUUUAUACAGCUGAUACAGGAUACCCACAGUCACUUUCCUCAGUAUACCCAGUAUAUAUCGGCUAAGAGCAAAAACUCAACUAUGAAUUCUUUUUCAACCUGAGCUCACAUUCACUGAACAUACUGUUUUGGGAACAGUAGGGACUAGAAUGUAUGGGAAUUAAUGAAACUGUAACCAACAGUUAAAAAUGCUGUUCAAGCAGAAGUUCCUGGAACCAUAUCCAGAAUUCCCAAACACCAUCCUUACUGACAGUGAUGUGCACCUUCAUGCAUCUCAGCAGACUGAUCUCCCAUCUUGUCAGGUUUUGGUGAUACUGCUCUGUGGUUCAUGAGGUUUUGGCCUGUCAGUGCUAAGUGUGUUGAAGAACACAGACUUAAACUUUUACUUCAGAAAUUCUAAUCAAUUUGUUGUACUUGAGUAAAAAGGGGGAAAGGAUAUUCUUGACAACAGGGGAUUUUGGAAGUACUGCCUUCACAACCAAAAGUUACAUUAGUAUUCAUAUCGCUUGCCUUCAUUUCUCAUUACAUUCCCCAAAAUUAAAAGAUACAUUUCAAAAGAGUUCUUACAGUAUUCUGUUGAUUCCAUGUAAAAAACCAAGGCACCCUUGAUCCCAACACCCUUGAAAAAUAUGGGAAGACUGCAUUGACUACAUUUGAGGCAGGUUUUCUUCAGAACAUUCUAAAUUGUGUGACUGCUGUGGAGCAAAGGGAUCUGCAAAAGCAGAUGGUUCUUCCAGUGUGCACGCAGCAGUUGGAGCAGGGCCUUCUCCAUCAGAAAACAGCUGCUUCAUACUCUGAAUUUUAGUGGGAAGGGCUGGGAAGAGACGUGUCUGUGGUCAUUGCUUUCAUGUAUCCCACAUUAUUGAGAGCAAGUCAAAGAUAAGCUUUUUUUUUUACUGCUCCAAUAAAAUACAUCAAUCCUUCUGUGUUGGUUAAAAGAUUAAUUGUAAACAUUCUGAUUUUAUUAAAGCUGUGUAAAGUAUCUGAAGUGGUGUAAAUGGUGGCAAGUGUCAUAUGUUACAUUUUCAGGUGAUAUUAAUAAAUGCUAUUCUUAAAAAUUGAUAGUGUCAUUCUUACAGUUAAUUUUCAUUGCAUUUGAGUUUUUAUUGUUGCCAUAUAUGAAGAGAAAAUGAAAUAUUCAUUACAAGUCAUAAAUGGGCAGCUUUCACCUUAACAUUUGAAGCAUCAGGCUGAAUAUUGACCUGCCAAAUGCUAACAAGCUCCAGCAUCUUAAAAUGAAAAAAACACACCUGCUUUUUAAUUAAAGCCUUUUCUUGAUAGAGAAGGAUUUGUGUGGAAUCCAAACCCUCUCUGUUAUUGACAUAUUUCAUUUUCCUGAGGGAUGCUGUAGCAAAACGAAGCUGCUCCAUUUUUGGUUUGAGAAUCAGCACCUCAAGUUGUUUUUUUAUCAUAAAAUACAGAAAAUGCAUUUAGGAACAGUUCUUAAUAGGUUACUUAAUGCAUUUUGAAUAAAUCACCUUAGAAACCUGUGGGAAAAAAAGACCGAGGAAAACAAACAAAGCUGGGUACUUAAUGAACUUAAGGUAAAGUAAUUUUGUGGACUUGGAAAGCUGGACCAUGAGUUCUCAUUCAAACUGCAAGAGAUAUGGAACAAAUCAUAAAGUAGCAGUAAAUAAUUUUAAACACUUUUCCCCUUCUCAGUAACUUCUUUCACUUUCAUAAACAGAGGCACAUUCAAGUUCCAGGCAAGCCCCACAAAAGUGCAGACCCUGUGUUUUUCAGGAGGUAAAGAAUAAUCUUCUCAGUGGCUGGAUUAAAGGCAACAGCUUUAGACAAAUACAUAGACAGGAUAAACCUUGUUAAACUCAUCAUUCACCAGUACCAGGGUGGACACAAGGAGCUUGUUUGAUGUGUAAUGCAGCAGCGGGGCAAAAGCAAGAGGGGAAAGCAUCUUGGAUUUAUGGCAGAAGGUAUAAGCAAAUAAGCAGCUCUUACCCACAGGGCUGGAGGUAAUCCAACUCCAUUCACAGAUGCUGUACAAGUGUGGAAUUAGACACUCGGUGUCUAAUUGUACCAGUUCACAACAUGCUCUACAAGGUAACGCAGUCUGGCUGACAAAGUGUGGGUCUUGUUGGGGCUUUCAAAAACUGUGAGUGUCCUUGUCUGUGAAAAGACAAGAUCUGAAUUCGAGUAGAGUCCACUGAAUAACCCCAAAUACACCUCCAGCAGUGGAUAUGAUGAACUGUGACUGGAUUUGGCAACAGGUAAGCUAGAAGCUCACUACAGCUAUAUGAGAGAAAAAAACAUUUACCAUGAGAUUUACUAUUGAAAGAAUGAGGAUGUGAGUCCAGAGACAGCAGGCUGCAGGACAGUGAAGAUGUGGACACUGGAAGAUGUGUAUAGUUUAUUUUUUCUGGCCUGUCCUCAGUGAACAGAAUAUUGAUCACAAAUGCAAAACCAUCCUCUCCCCACGCUAUGGGUCUCCCUAACACUGGGCUUUCUGUGCAAAGUGGACUCAGAUGUCUUUCCUCAUGCUGCUCCAAUCCAGCAAGGGAUGCUAUUGCUUGGACUACUCAGGAGUCCCUGUCCCUGCCUGACUCCUGAGCCUCUGUCAGCCUUACACUGUGCACAUGGCUGCUGUGGAUGCUAGCUCUGCUCUGAUCUACUGCAACAGGAGAGAAAGGAGUGGGGUGGGGAGGCAGCGACACCCCCCAACCGCUCCAGAUCUAGAGCUGGAUUUUAGUACAGUUUGACCCUGGAGAAAGUAAUUCAGGAUUAGCUGAAUGGCCCCAGUUUUAUAGAACACCUUCACUCACUUCUUUAAAUGAGGUAAAAUUACUCUUCCUCCACCAAUCAUUAUCCAUUUAGUCACAUAUGUAAUAGGGGGAAAAUAAAAAAAAAAAGGAAGUAACAGCUGAGUUCACUCAAGGAACUAUUAUAAAUUAAAAGCUCCACAGAUGUGGAGAUAACUAAAAUGAGGUAGUUUCCCAGUCAUGCAUUUUUCCUGAUGAUGAAUAAUGACUUCCCUACAAAUUCUCUUCAGGCUGUUUUUUUCACUCUCUUCCAAAUUCUUCCAUACUUGAAAUUCAUAUUUAUGUAUGAAGCGGAACAUCAAAUGUCACCUUCAUCACUAAUAAUGGUUCAAGGAUGUCUCAUUUUUUCAAGGUGAAGAAGAUGAAAAAAAUCUUAAAAUAGGAUGUUAUAAAAUUCUUGGUUUGUACUGAAUUUAACUGCUUAAUUUUGAGCCAGUGUUCUCCAGGACACUUCAGAGUUCUCCAUGAUGACAGCUGUUGAAGUCAAACAGAUGCCUGGGAGCUACAGUGAUCAUCACUGUAGGAAUCUGAUAGAUCAUCACUUGUGAUGGAUCCAAUUGCAAGACCUUGCCAGCCCCGCAGACCUGAGUCCCAAUGGACCUCAGGUGUUUCCUGCCUAAUGGCAAGACAGAUAUACAGACAUUUUAAAUUUAAAGGUGUCAGCUAUUCCAUUUUACAUUGGCAGUAGUUUGGGGCAAACAUCUCUGUCUUGGAAAAAAAUCCAAUCUUUGGGCCGGGGUAAAAUAAGAGACUUUUUACAUCAUAGUUUUGAUGAAAUUUAAUUUGGGAUACCUGAAGGACAGUUUAAGUAAUUGUCACAAUUUUGUUCACACCCUGUUUUGUUUCCUUAUUUCAUCUUAGCACUGUCUUAAAUUGUCAGAAGCCUAAACAGGUACUUCAGUGCAUUAUAUGGUAUCGCUGACUCACAUGGAGGGAGCUUUAAGAGGCCAGACACUUUGUUUUAUCUGUCAAGUAUUCUGGAAAAUGAUGUAAAGGACAGAACCUGCACCAGCCUAAAAUGUGACAAGUUAAAUUGGCUAAUGAUGAUUCUGAUUCAAACUGAGUAGUAACAUGGCUCUAUGCUGAAAAUCAAUUCUAUUUACCACUUUAUGAUAAUUACAAGUUAUUUGUGCACACACCUGCUCUGGAAUGUACAAGAUUUCUGCUUUGGAAUGUGCAGGCUUUGGCCAGCAGUACCAAGAUUCAUACUAUAUGAAAAUCAUAAAUGGAAGAACACACAUCCUAUGCCUCAGUGUUGCCUCUGUUAUGUAAAUCACGACUCUUUAACGAAGCACUGAGUUUCUGUAAAGCAUAUUUUAAAUAAUUACUGGUGAGAAAUUAUUUCACCUUCAAACAGCUGACUAUAUACAGAUUAUGUAUACAGAGUAGUCUGACUUUCAAGAGUCUGAUUUGUGAGAUUUUAAUUUAUUUUUCCAUGAAAUGCACUGUCAGAACAACUCAUGGACUCUCUGAGCUCAAAGGUAUUUUCCUCUCUCAGCAUUGCUAGUUUAAGUUAGCACAAAUGCCCACCUUCCAGCAAUACAAUUUGCCUUGCUGUAGCUCAGAGCAGGCAGGGGAGCCUCCCCGCCAUGGCUCCUGAUUGGACUAAAGGCUACACAGGUCCUACUGAAUCUCAGUGGUCCCCAGGACACAGGGAUUGUAAUAUGCUGGAAAACAUCACACAGACACAUGAGACCAUGGAAUCCAGCAAGCAGAUUCAAGUCCUGAAGUUGCAGCCUGACCUGCACCCAGCUGCAAGACCUGCUCCAAGAGCCCACUGGGAAAUGGAACAGUUGAGGUCAGAGACAGCGCAAAGUGAGCUAAUAUAAAACAGGGCUCAGAUGGUGGGGUACCCAGCUCCUUCAGUCUUACAAAGAUUAAGGGAUUUCGUAUUUCAGGUAACUCCAAAAAAAGUUUCUACCAGUUCACUUAUUAAUAAAAAGUCACACAUAUUGAAGGCAAUUCAGUGGCCAAAGUCUAAGCAGUUGGCGAUCCAAAGGAAAAGAGGACUGGCCAUGAUCUCACAAGCCUGGUGUACUUCUCCCUGGAUAGCCAUGCUUACUAAGUGGUGCAAGAGCGUCCUGGGCAAAAAACACCCCAAACAGCAAUGCCAAAUUCCCAGAACUACAUGACAUGAGGCCCACAUCUCUGAACAAACACUGAAAGCCUAGACCUUAAAAUAGGGUGGUAGGACCGAAGCAUUCCAUGCAGUUGUCUUGGCUGUGAAAGCAUUUCUGUGCAGCUCCUCCAACAACUAAAGGUUGCAGGGACAUGACAUUACUGGACUCUGCCCUUUCUUUUCAGGGUGAUGAUGUGUCUUUCCAGAGUUCUUUUAAGAGAUCAGGACUACGUACACUUAUAACUGAAAUUUUGUGACCUUUCAUCAUGACUUUCAUCUUGAAAGAUCACUUUAAUCUUGCAGCUUCUACAAGAUCAUUGGAGCAAAAGCAGCUGCAGUCAAAUGCUUCACCUUUGCAAUACCAAGUAGAAGAGUGGCUUCCUUACCUUCAUAAAACACUGCCUCCUGCCUACAAAGUGGCAAAUAUUCUGAACACAAAUUUUCAUUUAUAAGAACUGGUAAUUAGAAUAAUUAUUUUCUCUACAUCCCCACUUUGUGGAGCUAUGUUUCUACAGUUACAGCUUUUCCAUUCAUUGCAGUAGUUUCUGGGGAGAACUGGGCUGGAUGUAUUUUGAGUGUUCUCUGCCACACACAUUUCAGUAGACUUGUCUAAUUUUUCAGAUGAGAAUGUCUGAGUAUGUACAUACACCUGUCCACUUUUUAGGCAACUACAACAUGGAACACAAAUUGUAGUUUCAGAACCACUCCAUCAACAUUCUUUAUUGAGAUUGAAAAGAAGACUCCUCCCCACCCUCAUGAGGGGUACUUCAAAGCAGCAGGCAAACCCUAUGAUCCUUGGGAUUCUGAUAGAACCUUAAAUGAUUCAGAAGAUAAUCUUAAAAAAUAAGAAAUAAUGUUUUCAAUGUAAAGUAUAUUAUGUGCAGAGAUAAUAAUUUGUAAAAAACUGUAAUGCACUGAAAAAAGCACCAAGCCUGUCAGAGGUCAAGGAGUGUCAAGAUCACACUUUCAGUCAUAUGGUUUAGUUUUAGGUAGUUCUGUGAGGAGCAGACAGUUGGACUUGAUCCUUAAAAGUACCUUCCAACUUGAUAUAUUCUAUUACAUGAAAAAAUAAAUUAAUCAUUAUUUUAACAUGAAUGUCAAAGCAAACUAUCCAGGAAUGUGGAAGAGACUGAAAUACUCCACUGAACUGGACCUUGUACAGUUUGUUCUUCUGCCUCAAAAACAGAGUAAGGAGGUGAUUAAGGGUUUGUAAGAGCAAUGCAGGUAAGAAGUUUGCUUUCAUGUAAGUUCUCCCUUUUCACAGCAGCAUCCCAAAUAUAACCUCACAAGCACAGGAUGGGUAAAGGCACUUGGGACCAAAACAUAUAGACCUCUUCCAAGGAUGAAUUUCUCAAAGCUAGAUGGGAAAAUAAUACAUUGUAAGAUUACAAACAGAAAUGCUCAAAUUCCUAAUGACCAUUAGAAACCAAAAAGAAACUAAAGAGAAAAAGCACUUAAUUUCAAUGGCAGCUUCCGUGGCCUUGAUGCCUUCAGAGAGCCACUGAAUGCCUGGCAAAAUUUAGGAGGUUCAGUGUUUUCAAGAGGCACUAAGAGAUUUAGACACUUGCAGUGAAAUUUCAGUGUUUUUUUAAAUUUAGCCCCUGUCACUAAUAAGAUCCUUGAGCCUCCUGCAUGUUUCCAAGUCCUACAUCAUGCUGUGAGUCUAUGUCAUGUGUUUGGUUACAGCAUCGGCUGUGCUCAGAAGCACAAGAACCACCAUAGCUUUCCUCUAGUUAAAAGCAGACGUGGUGCUGGAUUGCUGGCAGUGCUGGGAGGGGCUGCACUUCCGCAGGGACCACAAGAGGUCCCUCGGGAAUUGCAGCACACAGCUAGGACAGAAGUGGAUGUCUCACUGCAGAAAGGUGCAGAAAGGUCUGGCACCUGACAAGAUAAUUCCAAUGGGGUCUGCCUUUCCUGUUCAGGUGAGCUCUUGGAUUUGAAACUUAUGAGGAAGUUGCCUUGAGCUUCUGGCUCCAAGUUUGUCCCCUGGUUUUUCCAGAUUAAUCUGCUGGCUAUGCCAUUUGUUUACUCUUGGUAAGACAAAAGGACUUGCAAUAAGAGAAUUUUCUAUAGGUAAGUCGUUCAGGCCAUAAAAAUGUCCUGUUUGCUUAGGACAAGCCUGUACAAAAAGUGUUAAAAGGUCACCACUAGACAAUAAGGAAACAACACAAUCUCCAGGAACUAACAUUAAAGAGGUGUUUGCAUUUCACAGCUGGAUAAGGGAGAAGAAGAGAACAGCAGUUUUGCCUUUUGUGUCCUGGGUAUAAAGUGAGGUUUGUGCACCUCAGACCACUGGCCUUGAGGCACCUGUGCUAAGUUUGCUCUGCUCUGAGGCAGAGGGCAGAGCACAGGACCCCCUGUGCUCCCCCUCAGCCCGUGUUGCUCCACGACACCAUCUCAGUACAGCCUGCUGUAUGUACAGCUAAUGACCAUUUGUACAAGCACGGAAUUUAUAAACUGUGGCUAGCAAAUACUCUAACAUAGUACAUUUCCUAAAAUGUCAGGCUUAGCAGGGCCCUGUGGAUUCACAGAAAAUGAGGGCAAGCCAGGGAGAGAAAGUGCAAAGGAUCCAGCCCCAGCAGUGGAGGAGCUGCAAAACGGCUCCCUUGGAGUCUGCGCUUCCUCUGCACACAGGCUUUGCUGGGCUGCCUUUGGAGCAGCCCUUGCCUUUCCCAUAUCUGCUGCAGUAGUUAUCUUUUUAUUUAAAUAUUUCCAUUUAAAACCAGCUUCUCAAGUUCAGGAACUAUUUUACCUUACUCAAAUAGUUUAUUUAAAAAUAUAUAUAUAUAUAUAUAUAAUAUUCUCCAAUUCAGAAAAGGAUAGAACUUCCCGCAAUGUAACAUUUUUUUUUAUAUAUAUAUAAAAUAUUUAUGCAUUCAGUGAAUGGAAACAGUUUUACUGUAUACAUUUUUAAUGUUGUACUCUAUGCAAAUCUGCAUUAUCUAAAAAUAUACCGUACUUCUGUAAAUCAAAACAAGCAAGGAAAAACCACUGUAGCUGUGCUCUGGGUUAUAAUACCUAAGAGAAAUUAUAUGAAAGUUUUAGUUUUGAAUUUAAGAACUCACAAACAACAUUUUACUUUGUGAGUGCAUAAAUAGAAGACUGAAUACAUUCUUGCUUUGUUAAGCUGAACUGUAGCAGAGGUUACAAAAUGUAAAUAUAUUUAUUAAUUUUCAGUAUUUCAGUGUUUCCAAGUCCACCUUUCAUGAUAGUGUUAAAUAAAACAUGGUCCUAUCCUUCCAAACAUUUCAACAC